Messenger RNA from Soboliphyme baturini, 225 nucleotides. The record is from the annotation of a GenBank genome assembly. Lineage: Eukaryota; Metazoa; Nematoda; Enoplea; Dioctophymatida; Soboliphymatidae.
AUGAAAUUCGAAAGUGUCUCGUACUUGAUCAUGGCGCUGACAAAUAAGGUUGGCUUCGCUGCGAAGAGUACCCCUAUGCUGGCUGCCAGACUGUUGCGUUCCGCUUGGUCAAAGCUGUCGAAAAAAUACGCAGAUAAGCAACGAUCGUCCUUAGUAGUGACCGAAGCUGAAGGGCGUAUUGCUUCACUUCUCUCAUCCGUCGAAGGACCACCACCUCUGCUGUAA